Messenger RNA from Cryphonectria parasitica EP155, 591 nucleotides. RefSeq lists its product as uncharacterized. Lineage: Eukaryota; Fungi; Ascomycota; Sordariomycetes; Diaporthales; Cryphonectriaceae. Gene Ontology annotation, cellular component: extrinsic component of membrane; GID complex. The record is from RefSeq and is a predicted model, not a curated record. Gene Ontology annotation, biological process: negative regulation of gluconeogenesis; protein targeting to vacuole; protein catabolic process in the vacuole. The transcript is spliced from 3 exons. The annotation marks the transcript as partial.
UCUUCGGCUCAGGUCAUCCCAACUUCCCCCUCCUCGUUUCUGCGGGCAGGAAGUCGCUUCACCGGCACGCAGCAGUCCGAGAGGCAGGUUUAUGACGUUCAGGUCGAGAUCAAAUACGUCGAUCUGCGAGAGUCCUCUCUCUGCGGAUACCUACGCAUCCAGGGCCUCACCGAUGACCAUCCCACGCUGACGACAUAUUUUGAGGGCGAGAUCAUCGGAACGAAAUACGGCUUCAUGACCAAGCACGACAGCUGGGGUGCCAAUGACAAAACGGAUCUGUCCCACUGGUCCAAGUUUCCGGCCUUCCGCCCCUAUUCUAAACAGGCAAGGAGGGGCUCUUCGGUUGUCAUCAAGGACAUCGCCCAGUCUGAAUACAUCUUCAUGCGUUGGAAAGAACACUUUUUGGUACCCGAUCACCGCGUCCGCACCAUUACUGGCGCCAGCUUCGAAGGUUUCUAUUACAUAUGCUUUAAUCAAGUGCAAGGGGAGGUAAAUGGCAUUUAUUUCCACAGCAAAAGCGAGAGAUUCCAGCAGCUCGAGUUAAAACACGUCGAGGACAGGGGUUGCCUUGGGGCUUUGGAGUUCCGGUGA